AUGUCGGACCCUGACGAACUCCAGGUUCCUCAAUUCGUCCACGUUCCAGACGACAACUUCUUCCAUUUCUCGCGCAAUCAAACGACGGUAGUCUGUAGUUCUGGGGAAUACGUUCUCAAAACGCCAUUUGAUUUCAAUGGUGAACGGGUGAUAAUUUGCGCCGAAACCCUUGAGAUUCCGGGAGAUAUAAAACUUCCAGGGAAGAGUAUUGAUAUUUGCUGCCAUACCCUCCGCAUCGGGUCUUCCACUCGGGUUAUAGAUGUCUCGGGCAACCCGGGUGAUCCAAAAGACCCAGAAACGAUAGGAAAUGGGUUGUCCGGAAGUACAGGCGGGGAUGCAGGAAGUAUCCGUCUCUACGUCCAGGCGAUGGACCCUGAAGUUGCCCAAAAUCUUAAACUGAAGGCGAACGGAGGCCGAGGCGGCUUAGGAGGGAAUACAUCUGCAAAGGACAAAUCUGGCGGAAAUGGAGGCGACGGGGGAAAUGGCGGCUUCAUAUGUUUCUCUUACGGGCACUUGACUCAAGUGAUUGCGGCAUCUAUUCACGAAGUAGAUUCCGCUUCCGGGUCCUGGGCAGACUCUAUUGCCAUGCUACAGGAUAAUAUUGUGCAGCCAUUAGCCUCUGCAGAGCCAGCAAUUGUAUCAGGGGAGGGACUGUCGAAUUUUAAGCUAUUGGCUGAGAAUGCGGAAUCUUUGCUUGAAGCCGCAAAGCUCCUCUCCCGUGCGCUUGAUGCCCUUUUAUCACCUGAACCAAACAAACCCCGUGAAGUUCCUUACGAAAUCGAAGAAGUUGUUACGAGUUACAAUGCACAUGUUCAAAGGCUAUUAUCUCUGCAAAUUGGCAAAGAGUCAGACGAGGACCCUAUUCAGUGCGGCAGUGCUGAAUCUCUCGACAAUGCCCGAAAAACAGUUGAAGCGUGGUUUGCGCCGGGUAGCGUAACGUCAGACGAAGACUUGACGAACGCAUUGCAGCUCGAAACGACUCCCAUUGAAUUGCCAUUUGCCGAGUUGAAGAAAAAUUUGAAACCGUUAUAUAACCUCGUGGUCGCAGCCAUGAGAAAGCAGCAACUUGAAAUUACAAAUACUGUGUGCAGCACGCGAGGAGGUACCGCUGGUGCAGGAGGCAACGGGCAUCAAACGGGCAUAAAUGUCGGAGAUCGGGGAAUCGAUGGAUCAGCCGGGCAGACCCAAAUCUUCCCGUUCUCUUUUGACGGAUCCCUCGAGACUCUCAACGUAAAUCACGCCUACGCCUUACCUGAACACCACCAGAUGAUUCUCAAUAGGGCAAACAGUUUGUAUUUCGCUACGGAUGGUAAAAGUCGGGGAAUGGCGCGACUUCUAUAUGAGAGGAUCGUCAACCGCCUCAAGUUCGUCCCACUUCUAUGGUCUACUGAGAAGGACGGAGUUCUUGAAGGAAAGGAUUCCAACUUGCUUGAUCAGUACAAAGACUUCCAAGACAAUCGCCAGAUCACCCUACAAAUUGCAGAUCAAUUGACUUCAAUUUAUUCCCGUGCAACCAGUAUGCUGAAUCAGAUCCUCAAGGGAAAGGACCUGUUUGGUUUUACGGAGGACUUUGCUCCGCGCCUGACAUAUGACUUUUAUUACAGCCGAAUCAAUUCACUGAUAGACUCUGUGAAAGAAUUCGAAACUAAAGAGAAGCUUUACAUGGACGCUCUGAAAAGCCAGGCAAAAGCUGCCGAUUCUCUGUCCGGCAGCGUCUCAAUGUUUGAGAGGAGAAGGGACCACGCUGAAAGCCGCAUCGGAAUUCUCCAGGAUUCGAACGGGCCACUGCAAACGGCGGCAUAUCAAAUCACUCAAUUCACCCCUUACUUGAAGGAGAAGCGGGUUGCGGUCAAAGAAGCAUUGAAUGUCGUAGCGGAAGAUAUCAAGAAUCGCCUCCAAGUCGAUGCGGGUAUGAUUAUUGACGCUUUUGCAACACUUGCAAUGGCCCCUUCUUGGUUUACCGCAGCUACCCAAGGGGCUAAUGUUGCCCAUAAAGCGUAUACCGAGAUAAAAGACUCCUCAGGGAUGAGUAUACACAAGGAUCAUGUCAUAACCGAAUUGGGUGAUGCCGGAAAGACUUUGUUUUCCCUAUCGGAUGCAUUCCAAAGCCGCAGCGACCAUUCUCUUGAACCUGACGAUCCUGGAGCUAUCAAGAUCAUGGCAGAGGCAGAUAAAAUUCAAGAUCUAUUGAAGAAAUUCAAAGACGCCAUUCCCGCCCAAAAAGGGGAUAAAUUGAAAGAAGAACUUGACGACUACAUGGAAUUAGUUAAAAACCGGAAUUCAGCCGUCAUGGACUACAACUCUGCUUUGGAGCUGCUUAACACUGCCCAUCAGGACAAAGCACUUUGCGAUAAGCAAAUGGAAACUCUGGGCGGCGAACAGCUCACUCUCAACGCAAAUUUGCCGAUAAUAUGUCUUUGGUUACGAAAGGCCCGCGAUGAUUUGAAAUUCGAUACUAUGCUACAUAUUGAUAUGGCAGCGCGCGCCGUAAAAUAUUGGGGACUGGUGGAUAUACCCCAGUUUCGAGGCGAUGGCCCCCUUUAUGAUUCUAGCGCACUCGAGAAAUGGGUUAAGGACGUUGAAAAAAAAUGGGUCCUUGCAAAGGAAAAAUAUUCUCACUUGGUCAAAUCGAAAUGGCCGUCAGAUGGGCACAUGGGGCCGGUGUAUCGCCUUACCGAGGGGGAGCUACUGACCUUGAAACAAUUCAGGGAGAGGAAAGACAGCCAGACAGGCGAGUCGGUUCAGAUCCACGGAGUGAUGAUAACAUUAAAGCCUCACAUGCUCGCCAACAGCAAAACCGAGCCAGAGGCAAAAUUAUUUCAUCUCAAGAACAACAUUCGCCUCAGCCAGGUUCGAUUCUGGGUCGUGGGCCUAAAGGUAGGGGAAAACGAUUUGAAACAAGAAUUGGUCUCUGUCCAGAUCACGAUGAUGGGCAACGAGCAAAUUAUCGACGAGCAGAAGAAAGUGUGGCGAUUUUCAUCUCAGCCUAUGCGGCUCGAUUUCGAGUAUGAGAAUCGUGACAUUAAGGAUCUCACGGAUUGUACUCAAAACCGAGCACUCAGUUCCCAGAUGCUUGGGUAUUUGAACGCUGGAGAUCCGGAUUCAAAGGCCGAAGCAGCCAUUGGACCUUUUGCAACUUGGAGGUUCGAAAUUGAAAAGACUCGAGGGUUAGAUAUGGAGAGUAUCCAGGAUGCAUAUGUCGAGUUUUGUGGCGUGAGCAGGCCUUUCAGUUAG
Uncinocarpus reesii 1704 is the source of this 3234-nucleotide messenger RNA. RefSeq lists its product as uncharacterized. The record is from RefSeq and is a predicted model, not a curated record. The coding region runs from base 1 to 3234 and encodes 1077 amino acids. The transcript has 4 exons. NCBI's taxonomy places the organism in Eukaryota, Fungi, Ascomycota, Eurotiomycetes, Onygenales, Onygenaceae.